Paramuricea clavata is the source of this 405-nucleotide messenger RNA. The record is from the annotation of a GenBank genome assembly. Lineage: Eukaryota; Metazoa; Cnidaria; Anthozoa; Malacalcyonacea; Plexauridae.
AUGAUACUCAACGCCAUCUACAUCGUCUCCCGGAGAAAUUCCACAGAAUACAAGCCUGCUAAACGACGCACAAAUGACCCAGAUUCGACGGCGACUGCUCAACAAUAUUAUAACAUUGAAAAUGAAGACGAGUCAAACGCGAGGGUUGCCCAAUUUAUCCAACGCCUGACAGAGGGAUACUCGCCACCAAGGGUGGAUGUGCGUGCAGCGGACACGGAGGAGGAGGAUGAAGAAGAGCCACAUCCAACGACAAAAGAGAAGGAAGAACGGCCGCAACCCAAAUGUCAGGAGGAGGGAGACGUAGCCCAAGAUGAGGAGGAUUCGAAAAGUUCCGAUUCCGAAAGUUCAAUGCACAAAACAUUAAGCAGAGAGUCGAGCUUCUAUCCGUAUUUGAUGAUAACCUAA